UUAGCGUCCUCCUUACAACCCAUACUGACCAACGAGUUUUGAGUGCCCGUCAUGUCAGAGUUGGACGACUACGAUGAGGAAAUGCAAGAGGUGCUUGAGCAGAUUGAGAAUGUGUUGGGGAAGGAACUACCAAGACUGAAAGGGCAGGAGCGUAUGGAGAAAUGUAGCUACCUCAAAAACCGGCUAAACCGCGCCAAAAAACUACACAGAACCCUCCUCGUCGAAAUCCGCGAACUUCCCCCUCCAACAACCACCUGGGAUCAAAAAGCCAAAGCCUACGAGCAGAAAAUCGCCCAACUAACGCAAGAUGUCCAAUGGGCCGAAACAACCGCCCAAACCGAUGAUCUGAAGCAAAAAAAAACUAUCGACGAUAUGUCGAAUAAAGAAAUCACUCAAACCGCAAUUCAAAUCCAGGAGCAGACCCAGCAGUCGACGGCAAGGACGAAACGUAUUGUGGAGGAAACGUUGGAGAUGGGAUUGGCUGUUAAAGAUGAAGUUUUGAAACAGGGAAAUCAGAUGUCCAAGAUUCAGGAAGAUCUUGCGACGGUGGAAAGUAAUCUCAAACGAGCCGAAAAGCAAUUGCGUGUGUUUUUGAGACGAAUGGCGACCGAUAAGAUCUUCAUCGUGUUUAUUUUGUUGAUUGUUGUGCUAGUGGUUGUGGCGAUUGUACUCUACGUGCUCAAAACCAAGGGGAUUAUUGAUAUUGGCAAAGGCGGAAUUACACUAACAGGCAAAUCCAUAACAGGAGAAUCCGCGGGAGCAACCUCAUGAGAAGAAUAAGAAAGGAGUAUAGGAGGAUCAGAACGGGAGACGCAGUCAAGCGUUUGGGUCUUAUCCAAUUGGAGUAUUUUUCACAUUCGCGUGUAUAUCAUAGUGUUUAAUGAUUUUCAAUAUGGUGCUUUGAAUCGUAGUCGCCAUCCCUCAAUGAAAUUCUAUGUACAAU
Messenger RNA from Spizellomyces punctatus DAOM BR117, 943 nucleotides. RefSeq lists its product as uncharacterized. The coding region runs from base 52 to 771 and encodes 239 amino acids. The record is from RefSeq and is a predicted model, not a curated record. The transcript is spliced from 4 exons. Gene Ontology annotation, cellular component: late endosome membrane; Golgi apparatus; SNARE complex. Gene Ontology annotation, molecular function: SNARE binding; SNAP receptor activity. Gene Ontology annotation, biological process: vesicle fusion. NCBI's taxonomy places the organism in Eukaryota, Fungi, Chytridiomycota, Chytridiomycetes, Spizellomycetales, Spizellomycetaceae.